This is a messenger RNA of Mus musculus (house mouse), 2321 nucleotides long. It is a transcript of the gene Zfp273, whose product is annotated as zinc finger protein 273. The record is from RefSeq and is marked validated. Gene Ontology annotation, biological process: regulation of DNA-templated transcription; negative regulation of transcription by RNA polymerase II. Gene Ontology annotation, cellular component: nucleus. Lineage: Eukaryota; Metazoa; Chordata; Mammalia; Rodentia; Muridae. The transcript has 4 exons. The coding region runs from base 76 to 1581 and encodes 501 amino acids.
UUUUGCAUUUGUGAUUCUCCAAACUCUGCGGCGUUCUCAAAGUUCGGACAGUGUGGCUUGUUCUUCGCGCUUAACAUGGAGGACCCUCUGUCAUUCACAGAUGUGUCCAUUGAUUUCUCUGCAGAUGAGUGUGAAUGUCUGGACUCUGCUCAGUGGAAUUUGUAUAAGGAAGUGAUGUUGGAGAAUUACAGCAACCUUGUGUUCCUGGGUCUUGCUUUCUCCAAGCCAUACCUGGUCACAUUUCUGGAGCAGAGUUCAGAUCCGUGGAGCAUGAAGAGGAAAGAAUCAGCGGCCAUCCAUCUAGGAUCAAAACCCCAUAAAUGUAAAGAGUGUGGAAAGGCCUUUGAUAGGAACUCAGUCCUUAUUCAACAUCAAAGAAUUCAUACUGGAGAGAGACCCUACAAAUGUGAAGAAUGUGGCAAAUCAUUUAAUUAUUCUUCCAGCCUUAAACAACACCAAAGAAUUCAUACUGGAGAGAAACCCUACAAAUGUGAAGUGUGUGGCAAAGCUUUUAACUGUUCUUCAUAUCUGGGUAAGCAUCAAAGAAUCCAUACUGGAGAGAAACGAUACAGAUGUGAAGAAUGUGGUAAACCUUUUACUAAUUGUUCAGGACUUAUUGUUCACCGAAGAGUACAUACUGGAGAGAAACCCUACAAAUGUGAAGAAUGUGGCAAGGCCUUUAGUGUUCGCACAACACUCUCUAAACAUCAGAGAAUUCACACUGGAGAGAAACCUUACAAAUGUGAUGAAUGUGGAAAGACUUUUAAUGUACACUCAACACUUUCUAAACACCAGAGAAUUCACACUGGAGAGAAACCUUACAAAUGUGAAGAAUGUGGCAUGGCCUUUAAUGUUCGCUGCAUUCUUUCUAAGCACCAGCGAACUCAUACUGGGGAGAAACCGUACAAAUGUAAAGAAUGUGGCAAAGCAUUUAACUGUUCUUCCAGCCUUCACCAACACCAACAGAUUCAUAGGGGAGAGAAACUCUAUAAGUGUGAUGACUGUGGGCAGGCCUUUAGCUGUUCAUCAUAUCUGUAUAAGCAUCGUCGAAUCCAUACUGGCAUGAAACCCUACAAAUGCAAGGAAUGUGGCAAGGCCUUUUACUGUUCUGUAAAUCUUAUUUACCACCAGAGAAUUCAUACUGGAGAGAAACCAUAUAAAUGUAAUGAGUGUGGGAAAGCCUUUAGCAUUUGCUCAACGUUUUUGAAACACCAGCGAAUACACAGUGGAGAAAAACCCUAUAAAUGCAAAGAAUGUGAGAAGGCCUUUAAUAAUUGUUAUAAUCUAAUUCAACACCAAAGAAUUCAUACUGGAGAGAAACCCUACAAAUGUAAAGACUGUGGCAAAGCCUUUAAUUAUACUUCAAGCCUUGCUCAACAUGAAAGAAUUCACACUGGAGAGAAACCCUACAAAUGUGAAGAAUGUGGCAAGGCCUUUAACUCUUCCUCAAAUCUUAAACACCAUUGGAGACUCCAUACUGGUGAGAAGCCUUACAAAUGUGAACAAUGUGGGAAAGCCUUUAAAAACUGCUCAGGCUUUACUCGACACUAUAGAAUUCAUACUAGAGAAAACUCAGAUUAGUACAACCAUGUUGCAAAGCCUUCCAUAAUCAUUUACUGAUAAUUCGACACUAAAGAAUUCAUAUGAGAGGGGAACUUUAGAAAUGAAAGGAACAAGGGAAGACCUUUAAUAAUAGCUCAACUCUUAUUCACCCUCUUCCAUUAAACGGAGGAGAAAUCUUGUAAUGUGAAGAAGAUGGCUGUAAUGAACAAUCUAUACUUAUGAAACAUCAAAAUUUUCAUUUUACAGAAACCCUGCAAAUGCAAGUAAUGGGGGAAAUGCACACUCACCACGAGUGAAUUAUAAUCAAACUGUAUACAUGCAUAAUGACUCGGGAAGGAACACUGUCAAGUACAUAAAACUGAGACAACCGAACUCUUACAGUAAGAAGCACUGUGUACACUGUGUUGCAAGAGCACAUGGAUCUUAAGAGAUAUAAGAGACAAAUCCCAGGAGUUGUAUAGAAUUUUAGCAAAGCAACAAAUACUGCUUAUAACCGGCAGGAAAAUGUUUGGCCUGAUAUAAGAACUCAUUACACACUUUGGAUCAUGCAGAUAAGUCUGUGAGGACAUCAGUAUGUUAUCAAUCCAAAUUAUAAGCUCAGUUUUUACAAGUGAAAAGAUCACAAGGACUAGUGAUUUUAUCAGAAGAACAAGACUGAGUCCUGAGGUUUCCGAGUCCUUUUUUUUCCCCAAAGUCCAUAGAUACAUCAUUGGAAUAUGAAGUUUAUUAAUUUUUGUAAAUAAAAACAAGCUGUUAUU